AUGCUACCUGUUUCACGACCUGAGGGCCAUAUGAACCUCAAUUAUAUUCCCACUACUCAACCGAUGUCUGGGACAUCUACGGGGCGCAGCUCCCCGAGCGAUUUGUCCGCUGCCGCCGCUGUCAAGUCGCCCUUUGGACCAAGCGGUUUAAAUGGCGCUGCAGGGUCAAUCGGAAAUGCGAGGCUAGGGGCUGGAUCCCCUUCUCAUGACCUUGGAGCUCGCCUAUACUCGAAAAGAGCACGAGAGAUCCAGGCGGAGGAAGGCGUCUCCCCAAGUAUCUGGGGUCCUCCUACCAGUGGUCAUUCUACCCCGCUUCGCGAGAACAUCCCCGAGUCCCCGAGCCAAGAGGGUUUCCCUGACCUGGUGCCCACUUCAAGUGGUUCGAUCAAUAGCCCUGCACGGAGAGCUAGAGCCGGCACGGUUCCCUCGAGGUUUUCACCCGUUGGUGCGCUGAAUGAGGCAAGCCUUCAACAAUCUUUUAUGUCUCAAACUUCUCGGCCCACGCCGUCGACCAGCCCUUUUCGCCCCUCUGGUGUUUCUGGUAUUGACGCCGGUGCUCCUGCUGCUCCUGCUCCUCCAGCUAGGGGCACAGGUUCUCUGUCGCGUCUCCGAGCUGGUUCGAUGCCCCAGAGGGCAAACUUCCUCGGGUCGUCUAGCCCAUUUGGACCAUCCUUGUUCUCUACUAGUUGGGCUACGGGGCGCGACCGGGCGACCACCCUCACGAGUAUCCGGUCCUCUGAGGGACCCACUUCUCCUAGCCACUCGUCCUUUUCGAGAGACGGACUCACGGACACCGAUGUCAAGACGCUGGACUACCUGGGUCUCGCUGAAACCCCGCAGCAAGCACGAGCCAGUCUUGUGCGACCCUCGGUGGACAUGCUCAUCCAACAGCAGCAACAACAGCAACAUCAGCAGCAGCAAGCGUCUACUCUGCCACCGUUGCUGGCGGAAUUAGCUAUGAUGAAAAACAACAAUAGGUUUCGGUCGUACUCUGUGAACGCUAAGGAAAAGUACGCAGACGAUGAAGACCUUGAGUACGAGAGCCGUUACUCGCAGGUUCCUUCGGGUACUGUUACACCCUCAGCCGCAGCAACUGCUGCCCAGCUGGCUGCUACUCAGGCUCAGAUCCAUCAACACAAUUUGGCCGUCCAAGCAUUUGCUAACCACGCUUCUGUCAAUCGACCGCGGGCUAGAACUGCCGGCAUUCUCGAGGCCCCUCCUCAGCGGUCCUCGAUUCGCAACUAUCUAGCCACUCCUUCGCGCCUUGAGAACAGUUUUAGCGCCGCAGAUUUGAAUAUUGCGGAGAGUGGGGAGUAUGAUGAAUUGUCAGAGGCUGUGCAGAUGAUGCAUCUAGGCGGAAGUGGCGCUCCUAAUCUGGGCAUGCGACAAGGUGAUUUGGUUGAUGAGAAUAACCAGGAUGGUCCGACUCGUGCCUUAUGGAUUGGCAGCAUUCCAGUUUCCACCACAAUCACUUCUUUGGCAGCCAUCUUCAGCAGAUACGGCAAAAUCGAGUCCACUCGGGUGCUGACACACAAGAACUGUGGAUUCGUCAAUUUCGAGCGUGUGGAAAGUGCUGUCCAGGCCAAAUCAAUACUCAAUGGCACGGAGAUCUUCCCUGGCGCAGGCCCGGUCCGAAUUGGAUAUGCGAAAGUUCCUGGCACCUCUGCAUCCGGGACUCCUGGGGUCAACGGCAUCCAGUCUUCUCCAACCCCUGAUCCCAACGCCAAGUCGACCACUGCUGAUGGCGUGGAAAGCUCUGAUUCCGGGACUGCUGUUCCACAGAUACCUCCCCUCCCUGAGCUCCAGCCAGAGAUGGUGCAGAUCGUCAAGGAAUUUGGUGCUAGUGACGAAGACACGCUUAAUAUAACCGCCAGUAUCCAGCAGGCCAUUGCUUAUCAGACAUUUGAAGACGAGAUCCCUCCCAUCCCUGAGCCUAGUCAGACCAGGAUGUUUGAUGCUCCACGUCUACGUGAUAUUCGCAAGAGAAUUGAUAACGGCGCAUGCUCGGUCCAGGAAAUCGAAGAGACUGCGAUCUCGAUGCUCCCGGAAAUUGCAGAGCUUUCCUCUGACUACCUGGGUAACACCGUAGUGCAAAAGCUUUUUGAGUUCUGCUCUGAACCGAUCAAAGAGCAAAUGCUUGUUCAAAUUGCACCACACCUCGCUGAGAUUGGUGUCCACAAGAAUGGUACCUGGGCUGCGCAGAAGAUCAUUGACGUUGCUCAAAGUCCAAAUCAGAAGAACAUGAUUGUGGAUGCACUCCGCCCGUACACCGUCCCACUUUUCCUUGAUCAGUACGGAAACUACGUUUUACAAUGUUGUCUUCGCUUUGGCCCUUCGUUUAACGACUUCAUUUUCGAAACUAUGCUGAGCCGCAUGUGGGAGGUCGCCCAAGGACGGUUCGGAGCUCGCGCGAUGAGAGCCUGCCUUGAAAGUCACCACGCCACCAAGGAUCAGCAGCGCAUGCUUGCGGCCGCAAUCUCUCUUCACAGCGUGCAGCUCGCGACAAAUGCAAACGGUGCGCUUUUGCUCACAUGGUUCCUCGACACCUGCACUUUCCCUCGCCGGCGAACUGUGCUUGCGCCAAGACUUGUGCCGCAUUUGGUGCAUCUCUGCACCCAUAAAGUUGCCUAUCUAACGGUUCUAAAAGUUAUUAACCAACGCAAUGAGCCUGAUGCUCGUGAAAUAGUGUUGAAGGCACUUUUCUUCAGCCCUGGUGACGAGGUGUUGGAGAAGAUUCUGAGCGAUCAAACAUCAGGGGCGACCUUGAUUUUCAAGGUUCUGACCACCCCAUUUUUUGAUGAAUCCAUGCGUGCCGAGGUUGUGAAGAACGUGUCGAAAGUUCUCACCAAGCUGAAGGCCACACCAAGCCAAGGGUAUAAGCGACUGAUGGAUGAGGUCGGCCUUUCAUCUCGUGGCGGUGCACGGGAUAACCAUCAUGGACGGGAUAAUUCGGAGAAGCAGCAGCAGCGUCCCGCCUCUCGGCCUGCACCUUCGAAUUAUCCUUCUCAGUCAUCCGUGGACAGGCAGUACAAUGGACAGUACGUUCCCGCUAUGCUUUCCCAAAACUUGGAGAAUGCCCGGGCCGAUCAGCAGUCUAGUGUUGCAUCUUUUGAUCCUUAUGCUAUCAAUGGGGUGAAUGGUCUGGGCUCUGCAGGCACAAUCAAUUCUUUGAAUGGUGCCUCGGGAAUUAACGGCUCUGGCUUCGGUCAAGACCCUUUGUUGCCACUUCAACAGGCACAGUACCAGGCUUAUUUGGCUGCGCAAUCUCGCGGCGUCUCACCUGGUGGAAUGUAUCCGAACCUGGGUAACGCUAAUUUUGGAUAUCCGGGCGGAUCUCCCUCGAUAGACAAUCUUCGGGGCAUGCAGGCUCAGGCUACCCCCUUGUCUGGAGUUACGCCGAUGAGCCCUCCAGGCUCUAUGCUUAACCAGUCCGCCUUUGGUCCCCAGCAGUUUAGCCCUGUUAUGAACACGGCUCAGAUGUAUCAGUAUCCUCCUCAAUUUAAUUACCAGCAACCUGCCCAAGGACAGUCUGCUGGGGGACGACGUGGACGUGUAAGUGGCUCCGAGUCUAUAUGUGAGCAGCGGCUACCUGGUACAGAAGCUAACAUCGUCUUUCAUUAG
Messenger RNA from Aspergillus oryzae RIB40, 3621 nucleotides. RefSeq names its product putative RNA binding protein Jsn1. Gene Ontology annotation, molecular function: RNA binding. The record is from RefSeq and is a predicted model, not a curated record. Lineage: Eukaryota; Fungi; Ascomycota; Eurotiomycetes; Eurotiales; Aspergillaceae. The coding region runs from base 1 to 3621 and encodes 1206 amino acids. The transcript has 2 exons.